This is a messenger RNA of Vitrella brassicaformis, 622 nucleotides long. Lineage: Eukaryota; Vitrellaceae. The record is from the annotation of a GenBank genome assembly.
UUAGUUGAGGCUCUUCCUGUGCCGCGACGUUUCUUGGUAGUCUGUGACCUAAUGGGUACAUCAAAUACAGUCAUCGCAUGCGUGUGUCAUCUAUGCAGUCUGGCGUGACAGCUUACAUUCACUUUCGGCAGGCGAAGUCGCUGUCGCCCGUAUCGCUCGAGCUGCUGAAGCUGCUCGAGCUGCUCGGAGAGCGUAAAUUCUCAACGAUAUGGUAUUCGUCCUUGUAGGCGCCCUUCUUGUAAUUCCUCACAGGGACAUAAGGCACUUGAGACCGAAGCCUGGCAGUGUUAUCAAAAAAAUGACAAUGGACGAUAUCGGUACGUCCUCGUCCACCAUCUCUCGGAUGACCUCUCAGACGAUGCCGAUAACAGGAAGUGUCAAGUCCCUGUCUUUGUCGAUGGCGGUCUCAUACAAUGCGUCCAUCUGACCUGCUCCGACGAUGCGCGAAUCGUUGUGCGGCUGAGGGGGUGAAAAGAGGAACUUCAAGAAGUCUGCGGUCUUGUUUUGCUGACCGCCCUGACCGCGUCACACAAGGUAAAGAGACGGAAGGAAUGAGAAGGGCUGAGAGGGACAAACGAGGAAUCACCACUGCAAUGAUGUCGGCUAUCUCGUCCCUAGUCAU